UCAUCAACCAAAUCAAAAUCAGCAGAUUUUGUGUACAAUUUUUUUUCAAUAAAUUGAAAUAAAAAUAGCAGCUACGAGCAUUCUUUCGAUAAUUUAUACAUACAGCAAUAUAACUUGCUCUGUGACAUAAAGUAAAGUUGAUAUAAUAAUCAAGUUGGAAUUUUAUUGUAUUUGUCUGAUCACAAAUAGGGCUCUAAAACGUAAAAUGGCUGCUGUGGUUGUUCAAUCUCGUUUCGCCGGCUUGAAAAUCGAAGACGAUGAAAUGAUUCCCAAUGAUAGUCAAAAGGCUAAAAAGAGCAAACCAAUUUCGGUGAAAAAAAUAGAACCUACUAAAAAACCCAAAAACAAUAUAACUGCCGCAAAAUCUCAGAAUGCAACUAAAAAGCGAAAGUCGAAGCCAAAUCCUGCAACUGCUGAACAGUGGGAGACAUGGAAGCAAAAAGAUGAAGAACUUGUAGAUGGUAAUUUUGAAUCAGAACUUGAGCAGGCAAUACUUUUAUCAAAACUUGAUUAUGAAGAGAAAAAGGAUGUUUACAAGCACUUAAAAAAAGAAGCUGAUUCAGAGAAAAAAGAACAAUCUCGUAGCAAUAAUAAAAAAAAUAAAAAGAAAAAUGUUAUGAGUUUAGAUCAGUUCAAUGAUAUGGUGAAUGUGGAUGAUUCAAAAUUAACCGUUGAAGAUGACAAAAAUUCUCAAGAAGAAAUAAAGUCACCAGAUAGGGAUACAAAAUUUUUCGAAAGAGUUCAAGAUGAGACAAAACACGAACUUUUAAAGGAUAAAAUUAUUGACAGAGUCAAAAACCAAAUAGCACAGGAUGAAAUUAUAACAAGGGUUCAGUUUAUGGAUGCUUUAGAAAAGAAAGAUAUAGAAAUUGCUGCCUUAAAACAGGAGGUUGUAAGAUUGAAAGAGGCGCUACUAACUGUCAAGUCAAGGAAUAAAAAAUUGUGUAACAUCCUUGGCCAGGGUGAAAUGAGGGAUAAAGCAGAAGUUUUGGUGGAGGUGGAAAAGUUGCGCGCCAUGCAAGCAGAGCUCAACGCAGAAUUAACCAGUUUACAUUCUGAUCUGGAAAAGGAAAGAUCUAAAAAUGCAGACCCUAGAGCUAAAGACAAGAAAAAACGAGGGGUUAAUGGCGAUAAAGAAAAAUAACAGUAAACUUUAUUAGAACUUUCAAUUUAUUCGUAUAUAAUAUAUAUAGUUAUAAUAGGACCACAUUUUGAGUUUACAUUACGAAAAUUUAAGUAAAAUUACAAAAAUGUGUAAUACACUGGAAAAUUAAAAUUUGAUAAUUUUAGCUAUCCAGAAAAUUUACAUACAACUGUUAUUUUGAUUAGAUGUUAAUCCAUUCAAUAUAAUUUAUGAAGUAUUCAUUGUAAUUGAUAUUUCUUAUCUAAUAAUGCACAUUUAUUUCUACUCUCUCAAACUCACGAGUAAAUAUUAUUGCCAUUUAAUAUCUAUUCAUAAUAAUUAGGUAUCUUAUUCAGCAUUCCAAUAUAUGAAUUGAUUUCAAAAACAAGGGCAUUCAAUGUAAAUGGCAUUGCAGCGCAUUUUUCCGCAUCAUAGCUUUAAUAAAUACUUUUAUACAAACUCAUUAUUGCAAAUAGUAUAUACCUAAUCUAAGUACCUAAUAUUAUAACCAAGAACAUUUUUAUAAAAUACAUUUUUUUUUAACUCUAUUCACAGAGUUAUUAAAAUUGAUGGAUCUUAUUGGUUAAAACUAAAAACGCAAACGCUAUGAGGAGAUGAACGAGUGUUAUAUAUAUUAUUAGUAUACAUCUUAUAGAUGUAUCUAAAAUAUAUUUGUGUGCAUAUUUUUAUCAAUAAUGAAGCUUCAUUUGUGGUCAAACUAUUUCUAUAUACCUAUUGUAUCGAAUAUGAUAUUAUAAUUAUAGUUAUAGUCUCAAAUAUUGUACAAUUUGUUCAAAUUGUCAAUUUGUUUUAUAUAAAACUUAUUUUAUUAAGAUAGUUUAAUAUCUAUAUUUACCUACUGUGUUAAAAGUUAAGUGUAACUAUAGGUAAUUGGUGAUUAAAAGGAUCUCUUAUUUUGUUUUUAUAUAA
Messenger RNA from Colias croceus (clouded yellow), 2053 nucleotides. Its product is annotated as G kinase-anchoring protein 1-like. NCBI's taxonomy places the organism in Eukaryota, Metazoa, Arthropoda, Insecta, Lepidoptera, Pieridae. Gene Ontology annotation, cellular component: Golgi apparatus. Gene Ontology annotation, biological process: signal transduction. The transcript has 7 exons. The coding region runs from base 206 to 1144 and encodes 312 amino acids. The record is from RefSeq and is a predicted model, not a curated record.